AUGGCGCCUGACAAGACCCCAAUCUUUCGGGCUGUAGCUACGUCUACACGGCCGCUAUAUCAGCUGCUUCGGUGUAUUAACUUUGCUCCAAGAGUCCAUGUCCAGAUAACUGAGGAAGGUAUUCGAUUUGCUGCAGACCAUUCGAGGGUAAUGCAAGGAGUUGCUUUUCUUGACAAGGCGCUGUUUUCAGCAUAUAGCCUCAACCUGCCACUCUCUGACGAUGACGAAGCAGUCGAUCUACCAAAUUUCCAAAUCUCCUUGGCAUCAUUUCUUGAAGUACUCCAAAUAUUUGGAGCUGUGGAUGUUGCGACUCGGGCGCAGAAGGCAGAGCAAGACCCUUAUCGGAGUAACUUGAGAAAUUACAGACCAGAUGCAUUCAGCAACCAAGCUCUUGGGAUAUCUGGCACCUGUACAUUACUUUACGGCGAAGCAGGAGAUGCUUUCAAAAUCACCAUUGAAGAAGCUGGGGUCAAGACCACGGCAGGAUUGACGACAUAUGUGCCGGAAUUGCCAGACGAUAUUCCAUUCAAUCGAGAGGAGAUGUCGUUCAAAAUAAUCAUGUCGUCGCGUUCCCUAUUGGAUUCCUUGGCGGAGAUAUCUCCCACAGCUCCUGACAAGCUGGCCAUUAUCGCCUCAAAGACGUCGCCCUUUUUGUCACUCGCUGGCACUGGUGACCUGGGAAGUUCUGCAGUAGAUUUUGCUAGGGGCAGAGACUUGCUGGAGACUUUCACCAUUGCCGACCGCUGGGCUCAGACGUACAAGUUCGACUUCAUCAAAAAUUCAACAGAGGCCAUGCGUAUCGCGAACAAGGUCAGUCUCCGGGGUGACGCACAGGGUGUCUUGAGUCUUCAGUUCAUGGUAGAGAUGGAGGGUGGUAAGCGAAGUUUUCUGGAUUUUCGGUUUGUUCCCUUUAUCACAUACGACGACGACGAGGGUGAGACUGAUACAGGUAUCGGGUUUGAAGAAGAUUAG
Metarhizium robertsii ARSEF 23 is the source of this 972-nucleotide messenger RNA. Its product is annotated as Repair protein Rad1/Rec1. The record is from RefSeq and is a predicted model, not a curated record. Gene Ontology annotation, cellular component: checkpoint clamp complex. The transcript is spliced from 2 exons. The coding region runs from base 1 to 972 and encodes 323 amino acids. NCBI's taxonomy places the organism in Eukaryota, Fungi, Ascomycota, Sordariomycetes, Hypocreales, Clavicipitaceae. Gene Ontology annotation, biological process: DNA damage checkpoint signaling; DNA repair.